AACACUGAAACCUUUAAAAAUAACUGAUCAAGAAGUUCACAAGAAUAUACACUUCUGUAUACUGUGUAUCUCUCAAAACAAAUAUGAUUUUUUUGUGCAGGUUCCGCAAUACAAUCUAUGCAACGGAAAAUGUCAGAAUAAAUGUAAGCAUCCCCAAGGCAAUGACAAGCUUAAUAUUCAUAUUCCAUGAAUCAGCCAUUAAAAGCACGUGAACAUGCAUGAGCACUGCAUUAAACUUCAGAGAGGCCGCACGUUGCCACAUAUUUACAGCCUUACUACUGCUUUAAGAUCCUUGCUGGCAAAGACCCCAAAAAUGAAUUCAACGUCUGAUUCUGUGGAUGGUUAUGAGGAAGCUUUAGUUAAAAACAUUAUUAUAGUUUUUCUUGGACUUAUCAUUAAUUCUAUUAACGCAAUGCUUGUGGUCACUUUCUUUGACAAUCCAAUAUUUUCAAGAGACUCCAGAUAUAUUUUAUACAUUCACCUUGUAAUAAAUGACAUGAUUAUGAUCUUUGUGUCAGUCACGCUUUAUGUGAUGAGCUACACUUCACGAUUUGUUAAUUUCCCAUUUUGUUGCAUAUUGUUGACUCUUGUUUCAACUACCUUUAUGAUAAGUCCAUUGAAUCUGGCCGGCAUGGCCAUUGAGCGUUUCAUUGCUAUCUGUAAACCUCUGCACCACCCUCAGAUAUGCACACCACAAAGGACCUACAUCUUUAUUAGUUUUUUAUGGUGUGUAGGAGCCAUACCUUCACUGGCAGAUAUCAUUAUUUUAUUUUUAACACAGACUGCAUCUUCCUUCAAGUCUCCUGCUUUUUGCUACCCACCAAUUGUGUUUCCUACCAAACUCCACCAGGAUCGUACAACUUAUUCACAAGUCAUUUAUAUGUCAUUAGUGUGGUUAAUUUUGAUUUAUACUUACUGCAGAGUUUUGUUUACAGCAAAAAAGGCAACUUCACAAGGAUCAGCAAAUAAGGGCCGAAACACAAUACUGUUGCAUGGUGUGCAGUUACUUCUUUGUAUGCUGUCUUAUCUUUCACCAGUUUUGGAUUAUGUUCUUUAUAUUUUUUUUCCAAUACACAGAAGUAAGAUCAGUUUCUUUAAUUAUCUGCUUACAAAUAUUAUUCCACGAUUACUGAGUCCUUUGAUAUAUGGUGUCCGAGAUCAGAGGUUUGCAAAAGAAUUAAAGAAACACUUUUCUUGUAAACAUUUAUUUGCAAGGACUGUGCCCUUAUAAAUAUGCCAAAGUGACUGUAUUUAAUGUAAUAGUUGUGCUUAUUUUUGUAUUAUGUGUGGUUUCAUCUCAAUGUAUUGGAGACAUUUAUUUCAUCUUUAAAUAUUGUGCCAUCAUAAACAUCAUUGUUAUGUUAUUAUUAAUUUUUCAUGAACCAGUACCAUAACUUGAAUUAUUUCUUGAUCUCAUAUUGCUUGGACAAUGUUUGUGUUGUGUAACAUAUUGUAUACUAAUGGCAUGUAGCACCUUGCACUUAUACUAUCAGCCUACCAUCUGCAAUUGGCACAUAUUAGUAACUAUUUCUUAAAAUGUCAAAAUCCCUCUGAAAGUGUGCUAUAAAACACCUCAGUUAAUCUGAAGGGCAGAGCUCUUCACUCAUAUUAUGUGUGCAUUUAGAGACAUCCAAAGGAAGAAAUACGUCAGUGCAACUUUACUUUGACAACACAGCAGCAAAAAUCAUGCUGAUACUGUUAAGAUUGAUGUUGAAAAUUAAUGUGUGCCAAAUAUCUUCUCUUUUCGAAUUUUAAUUUAAAUGUAUCUCGGAACUAUUUCUUCUUUAAUGUAAUGUG
Messenger RNA from Misgurnus anguillicaudatus (oriental weatherfish), 1797 nucleotides. NCBI's taxonomy places the organism in Eukaryota, Metazoa, Chordata, Actinopteri, Cypriniformes, Cobitidae. The record is from RefSeq and is a predicted model, not a curated record.